Molecule: messenger RNA, 855 nt
Organism: Solea senegalensis (Senegalese sole)
Lineage: Eukaryota; Metazoa; Chordata; Actinopteri; Pleuronectiformes; Soleidae
Product: protein unc-13 homolog B-like
Exons: 8
Coding region: 111-854 (247 amino acids)
Biological process (GO): presynaptic dense core vesicle exocytosis; neuromuscular junction development; synaptic vesicle priming
Cellular component (GO): neuromuscular junction; plasma membrane; presynaptic active zone cytoplasmic component
Molecular function (GO): diacylglycerol binding; calmodulin binding; syntaxin-1 binding
Source: RefSeq, a predicted model, not a curated record
GUAGGAGCAGUUUCUCAAAGACUGGUGUCUGUGCAACAGGCGAAUCACCGGGAUUCUAACUCACUGAAGGCUCGUCUGCUUUUGAAACUGUUGCGCACACUCCCGCUGUGAUGUCCCUGCUGUGUGUCAGAGUAAAGAAAGCCAAACUUCAUGGGCCUCCAGACAAGUUCAACGCUUAUGUGACUUUGAAGGUGCAAAAUGUGAAGAGUACAACUGUCACAGUCCGUGGGGAUCAUCCCUGCUGGGAACAAGACUUCAUGUUUGAGAUCAAUCAUCUGGAGUCGGGUCUGGUGGUGGAGCUGUGGAAUAAAGGUUUGAUCUGGGACACUAUGAUCGGCACAGCACUGAUACCACUGGACACCAUCCGACAGUCUGAUGAGGAGGGACCAGGAGAGUGGACGUCUCUGGACUCUGAGGUGUUAAUGAGGGAAGAUGAGAUAUGCGGUACCUCCAACCCAACUCCACACCAAGUGCUGCUUGACACCCGCUUUGAGUUACCCUUUGAGAUCCCUGAAGACGAGGCUCAAUACUGGACCAGUAAACUGGAGCGGAUCAAUGCUAUGCGGAUACAUGACGAGUAUCCAUUGCAGGAAGAGGUUCAGAGGAGACGAUUGGCAUCUGUGCCCUCACAGUGCUCUUUCGAUGACCGUGACAGUUUGAUGGAUGACCGCGAUAGUGACUACCGCAGUGAAACUAGCAACAGACCUCCAAGGUUCCACAACACCUCUCAGACAAAUUCAUCAGUGCACCAGUACCCAAUAGGACACAGGGUCCAACACCAACCCCUUUCCAGAGAGUCAGACUCUACACAAAGCUAUGAACUGGACUAUAGAGAAACAAGGGGACCCAGGUAAA